AAUUCAAAUAAAAAUAUAAUAAUUAGUAAAUUGGUAUGUUGGUAAACGAUUUAAAUAAUUAUCAACACGGACGAUUCGAAAUGACGCGCGAAAUGCAGGAGAAAUCGAAAGAAAAAGUUGACCAACAGAGGCGCUGUGGUUCGAUUCUUGUCCAGAAAAGCGGCUGCGUGAAUGGGAGAAUCAAAGCGUAGACAUAUUCAUGUUCUCAGCCGACGUGAAUACAGUUACACUUUGUUCGUGGUUUCCUGUAGUUCACUGUUAAAGGACCGAUAGAGAGAGCAUACACGGUUCGACAAAAUGGACAUUUAAAGAUUGACGUUUAUCCGGCUGUUAAUAAUCAUACAUACCUACUGUACGGUGAAUUCCAUACAUAGAGGCUCGCGACGUACAUCACCGACAGAACGAAACAUGAUAGGAUUGCGGUUAUGCAGGAUAAAUCAGUAUUUCGGCCCGUGGUAUCCAUAACUCUAUACUGAUGUUGGUUGCUUGUGUCACGAUCCAUUGCAGAAGAGGGAAUCGGUAAGGGGUAGAAGGCAAGAGAGAAGGAUCGCUUUGGUUGGAGGGAGGUCGGCGGGGAGAGAGGGGAAGAGCAGAAAUUCAUCCGAUUGGCGGUCUGGCACCAGUCGGCAGCCCUACCGUCAAAGAGAAGAUGGCCGCUGGGCUCGGUGGAAGUGUCGCCAUUGUUUAGUGUUUAGUUGUUUUACCGUUUCUCGCAUAAUUUUACGGGAAGCACGAUAAAAAUGCCAAGUGCGUCGUUCACAUCGUCGCGCAAUUACGUGCGAAGAUCCCGAAGGAAAGGUGCAAACAGAAUUCCUCUGCCUUCGAGAACCACCUCGGCCGAGCCAUGCGAUUUGCCAUGUUCAGCAUCAAAUCAGAUACCUCCUGGUGGAGGAGUUGGUGGAGGAGGAGGAGGUGGUGGUGGUGGAGGUGGGGGUGGAAGUGGUGGAAGAGGAUCAUCACCCAGUGUUUCUGGAGUUGCAGCACCAUCACCUUCCCCAUCACAUUCUCACUCAUCUCCAUAUGACUUAAGGCGUAAAAGUCCACCUCAUCCAGAUCCUGCUCCUGGCACUAGCUCUGCAUUACCUCCUUCGGGUGGCAGUAGUAUAGGAGCUACUCUUGGUUCUUCCUCUUUGCCAGCAAGAAAACGACCUAGACGAACUUGUUCAUUAUCCACAGAUGGUACAAACACAAAUUCAGCGGCACAUUACCUUCAGUAUGAGUUACCAGAUGAAGUGCUGCUUACUAUAUUUAAUUAUCUAAUGGAACAGGAUUUAUGUAGAGUUUCCCAAGUUUGCAAACGUUUUCAGACUAUCGCAAAUGAUACGGAGCUGUGGAAAUCUCUGUACCAACAAGUCUAUGAAUAUGACUUACCACUAUUUAAUCCUGCACCUUGUAAAUUUGAAUUUGUAUCCCCGGAUGAGUCAGAUUAUCCGAAUCCAUGGAAAGAAAGCUUUAGACAAUUAUACAGAGGAGUGCAUGUCAGGCCAGGAUUUCAGGAUUUGAAGUUUAAAGGACGAAAUUUGCCAUACUUUAAUACAGUUCAGGGAGCAUUAGAUUAUGUAGAUGAAUAUAGAAGCAAUAGCAGCCCUUCAUCAAAUAGCACAACUACAAGUGGUCAAGGAAACUGUUGUGGGAACAAUUCCCAGACAGCAGAAGAAGCACCUCAACAUUUAGUUUUCUUACAUGCUGGAAUAUACAGAGGCGAAUUUCUUGUAAUUGACAGCGACGUUGCAUUAAUCGGAGCAGCACCUGGAAAUGUGGCAGAAUCUGUUAUAUUAGAGCGAGAAAGUGAAUCUACAGUUAUGUUUGUAGAAGGAGCGAAACGAGCUUAUGCUGGUCAUCUUACGUUAAAAUUUACCCCAGACGUUACUAGCACAGUACCGCAUCAUAAACAUUAUUGUUUAGAAGUUGGCGAAAACUGCAGUCCUACAGUUGAUCAUUGUAUCAUUAGAAGUUCGAGUGUUGUUGGAGCAGCUGUUUGCGUAUCGGGCGUAGGGGCAAAUCCUGUGGUGAAGAAUUGUGACAUAUCGGAUUGUGAAAACGUUGGACUCUAUGUCACCGAUUAUGCACAAGGAACUUACGAAGACAAUGAAAUUUCUAGAAAUGCGUUAGCAGGAAUUUGGGUGAAGAACUAUGCAAAUCCAAUUAUGCGAAGAAAUCAUAUUCAUCAUGGUCGGGAUGUUGGAAUUUUUACGUUUGAUAAUGGCCUCGGAUAUUUCGAGGCCAACGAUAUUCAUAAUAAUCGAAUAGCGGGUUUCGAGGUAAAAGCUGGUGCUAAUCCAACUGUUGUGCAUUGUGAAAUACAUCAUGGCCAAACAGGUGGAAUUUAUGUCCAUGAAAAUGGUUUGGGACAAUUUAUCGACAACAAAAUUCAUUCGAAUAAUUUCGCCGGUGUUUGGAUUACCUCCAAUUCAAAUCCCACUAUUCGUAGAAAUGAAAUUUAUAAUGGACAUCAAGGAGGAGUAUAUAUAUUUGGCGAGGGGAGAGGCUUGAUCGAACAUAAUAAUAUUUAUGGUAACGCCUUAGCUGGUAUACAGAUCAGAACAAAUUCGGAUCCUAUUGUUAGACAUAAUAAAAUACAUCAUGGUCAACAUGGUGGUAUAUACGUGCACGAAAAGGGACAAGGUUUGAUUGAAGAAAACGAAGUAUAUGCAAAUACACUAGCAGGUGUCUGGAUAACUACAGGAUCAACGCCGGUAUUAAGAAGAAAUCGUAUUCAUAGUGGAAAACAGGUUGGAGUUUAUUUUUACGAUAAUGGACAUGGAAAACUAGAAGACAAUGAUAUUUUCAAUCAUUUGUAUUCAGGAGUACAAAUAAGAACUGGAAGUAAUCCAGUAAUACGAGGAAACAAAAUAUGGGGUGGACAAAACGGUGGCGUUCUUGUGUAUAAUAGCGGAUUAGGCUUACUCGAACAAAAUGAAAUUUUUGACAAUGCAAUGGCCGGAGUUUGGAUUAAAACUGAUAGUAAUCCUACGUUAAAAAGAAACAAAAUAUUCGACGGGCGAGAUGGUGGGAUUUGUAUAUUUAAUGGCGGCAAAGAGGAGAAUGAUAUAUUUCGCAAUGCUCAAGCAGGAGUGCUUAUUUCUACACAGUCACAUCCUGUCUUGAGGAGAAACCGGAUUUUUGAUGGAUUAGCAGCUGGCGUUGAAAUAACAAACAAUGCCACAGCUACGUUGGAAUUUAAUCAAAUUUUCAAUAACAGAUUCGGUGGUCUAUGUUUAGCAAGUGGAGUACAACCGACAACUAGAGAUUCUUUUGUGACUGCGGUGCUGGAACAUUGAGUAAUCAGUGUCAACUUCAGGGUGAACCUACUCAAGAUACAGAUACAUUAUAUGAUAGUGCAGCACCAAUGGAGUCACAUACACUUAUGGUCAACUAGGAACUAACGUAAACUAAAUAAAAGAAUCAGUCGACACUGAAUCUGUAAGUCCAACAUGUUGCAAAGAAGUAAUUUAUUGCAGAGUUCUUUAUUAUGACACUUGUUCCUUUGUGUCCCUCGUUGUGAUUGUUAUUUUGUAAAGCUACCGUUAUUGUUAACGUAUUACAAUUGAUAAUUUCAUCGUCGUUAUCGUUAGUUAAUUCAUUUUCAUUACCAUCGCGAUGAAUAAAAUUAUCACGUCAUUAUUUCAUUAUUUUGUAAGAUUAACCGUGUAAGUCACUCAAGACAAAGCUGAAAUAUUUUCAAAACGAUUAAUUAUAUAAAAAAAAUAAUUUAGACGAAAAGUCGAAUGGUUUCGGAAGGACUAUCAAACAUAAAGAAAAAGAACAAGCUGGAUCUUUAAAUGUGCAUCCAUAUUAAAAAAUGAUAAUUAUAUGAGUUAAUGCCCCUCUAGAAAUUAUUAAAUUUUUUGUCCAAAAAAUUUCUUAAUAUGAUCAAUCGUUUCAAAAAUAUCUGUCUCUAGUCUUGGACGAUUCAUCCGAUACUCGUGUAAAAUACAAAUUCUAGAUCAUCGUUUUCAUCUUCAUCGUCGUUGUUAUUAUCAUUAUCAUUGUCAUCGUCGUCAUCAUUAUUAUCGAGGGAUAGUAUACUUUUUAUUUAAAAAAAUUCAUACUCUCUGUUCCAAUGUAUAUCUUAAUACGAACAGAUAUAUGUCAGUAAACAUAUUCGUGCUCGAUCAGAGAUAAAGGAACAUCUUCUAUUUGUAAUUUCGUAAUACGUCCAUUGGAAGGAAGAACAAUUGCAAGCAGAUUGUUUUCUUCUCUCUUUUGCUUUUUUCAUUACUCCUUGUUGAAAGCGACUUUAAAAGAUCAAGAUUCUGUUUCUAACGAUUAUAUAAUAAAGAACUCCGCAACGAAAAGGGGGAAAGAAAGAAAAGAAGAAAGAUGUCGAUGAUCAAGAAAUACAAGUGACAAUGGAUUUCUUACGUAAGCAAGCUAUUAAUUAGAUAACAUCCAGUUUAUUUAAACGUGUCAAAAAAACAAAGUACUGCGGUUGAACGUUAAUUGACAACCGGAGACAUGCCACAAACUCUUUCAUGUGACUCUUUUCAUCAAAUCACCUUAAUCCUUGACUUCGCGUGUAAAGCAAGACACAAGUGCAGUGAACCUGUGAAAAGUUAAGUUAAAAGGAAGAAAAAAAGAACGCGUAUAUGAACACGUGACAGUCGUGACAAGAUAUAUCAAGAAAAACUGUUUAAAAACAAUGAAGAAAUCCGUGCAACAUUGAUGCAUUGAUAAGGAGAGACAGUUCUCUAUGCUUCACGGUAAAACACAGUGCCGCGUAUGUAAAUUGUGUAUAAUCGUAUGGUUAAUAAACGCGAAUGGGCAGUAACAUUAAACAAAUGACAUUAAACGAAUGUUACUCGAAGAAGAGAAAUCUAUUAACAUCAAAAUAAAAUUGUGAGGAAGACACGUUACAAAAGAUUUAUACUCAGAAUCGAAUGAAACUUAAUACACUAGUGCAUUAAGACAGGAGAAAAACACGAAAAAGGUGAAUAUUGUGUAUUCAUACCAAUGUAUGAAUUGUAGGUUAUAAUAAUCAAGUCGGAUAGCUCGAGGAUUAAAUAUUGGAAGAAGGAAAUAAAUAAUUGGCAACGCUCGCGGAUAAAAAGAAAAA
Messenger RNA from Heterotrigona itama, 5056 nucleotides. NCBI's taxonomy places the organism in Eukaryota, Metazoa, Arthropoda, Insecta, Hymenoptera, Apidae. The record is from the annotation of a GenBank genome assembly.